Molecule: messenger RNA, 1040 nt
Organism: Amphibalanus amphitrite
Lineage: Eukaryota; Metazoa; Arthropoda; Thecostraca; Balanomorpha; Balanidae
Product: tiggy-winkle hedgehog protein-like
Exons: 9
Coding region: 75-1040 (321 amino acids)
Biological process (GO): regulation of gene expression; intein-mediated protein splicing; cell-cell signaling
Molecular function (GO): patched binding; calcium ion binding
Source: RefSeq, a predicted model, not a curated record
GUGACGGCGGGCGGACGGGCCGGGCACGGCACCCUCUCUUCAGACCCGGCACGGCGGAAAUUGGCCACGUCAGCAUGGUGUGUGGAGCGCUGGUGCUGGCGCUGAGCUGUCUGCUGACGGGACCGGUCAGCUCCAACGAGGUCAGGCUCAGUGAGCUGCUGAAGGAGCUCCAGCGCGAGCCAGAGCCGUACCGUUACGGCGCGGACCCGGAUUAUGGAGAGGAGUACCAGGACGAGGUCAACCCGGCAGAGGUCAUCAUGACCAGGGUAAGGAAGGGUCCCGGCAACUGCUACGCCCGAGGAAAGUGCGUCUACUACAGCAAGCGGCUCAAGACGGAGUUUUGCGGCGAUUGUCACCGCCGCUCGGGCUGCUUUCCAGGCGACUCGACGGUACUGAAGGAAUCCGGCGACGUGCUCCCCAUGGCUGAGCUCCGAGUGGGGGACCGAGUCCUGGCAGCGAGUCGGGCCGGCGAUCUCACCUUCAGCCCUGUGGUGAGCUGGCUGGACAAACGGUCCAACGAGUCGGGUCAGUACCUGCAGCUGUCUACCAGCACGGGCCACCGAAUCACGCUGUCCUCACAGCACGUCAUACUCGUCAGACAGAAGGACCAGCUCGUCUCUCAGUUCGCUGCGGACGUUCAGACCGGUGACCUGGUGAAGGUGGCCGACUCGGUCAACUCGGACAACUGGGCGCCGAUCGUCUCCGUUCAGCCCACAAUCUCCACAGGAGCGUACGUGCCGCUAACAGCCGAGGGUACUAUCGUGGUGGACGGCGUGCUGGCCUCGUGUUACGCCUCGUUCGACCACGACUGGGCCCACGCGUUCACGGCUCCGCUGCGCUGGAUGCCCGAACUGUUCGAGAGUCACGCCACUCGUGACAACGACGGGCCACGACCUGUGGUGGAGACCCUGAAGAGUUUCGGCCGGUGGCUGUUCCCUGAGUCAGAGUCUGGUCAUCGUGCCGCCGAGGACGACUCGGUCGUCAAACUGCCGCUCCUCGCCGCCCCCGCCCCCGCCCACGCCCACGCGAGCUCGCCCUAG